AUGUCAACGUCGCAGAACGCAUCCUGGAGUCUGAUUCAUAUCCUCCUCAUACUCAUAUUCGCUAUUCUUCACUUGCCGUUCUGGGCCGUAUAUUAUCUGCACCCGCAGCUUCGUCAAAACCAUGAGUGGUCCUAUCGCCAGGCACUUGCGAACACCCUCAUCAAGAUCUACCUUCGCACAGUCAGUGCCAUCCAGAUGAAGUCUCCUUUAUCACUGGAGCCGCUUAGAGAGGGAGGUCGGUUCGUGGUCAUGCACCCUGCCAAGCGCGGCCUUUACAAGGGUGUCGCUGUCGACAAGGAGAUCGCACCCGAAUCAAUAGGCGGGACGUGGUAUCCGACACCAUACCCCCCAUCCAACAGUCAUUUUGGCCGUUCUUCCCCCUCCGAAGGCCGAAUGAUCGUUCUUCACUUCCACGGCGGGGGAUACAUCAUAGGUGACGGCCGCUCAUCCUCGUGCGCCUUCCUCGCAUCCACUCUCCUCUCCAACACGCCGUCCAGCCACGUCUUCUGUCCCCAAUACCGCCUAUCAUGCAACCCAGGCGGCCGCUUCCCGGCCCCGCUUCAGGACGCCAUAACCGCAUACUCCUACCUCAUCCACACACUGCGCAUCCCCGCCUCCCGCAUCGUCCUCAGCGGCGACAGCGCAGGCGCCCACCUCGCCCUAGCCCUCCUGCGCUACGUCGCCGAGCUAGACGACCCGUCUCUCCUCCCCGCCCCCAAAUGCGCCUGGCUCUUCUCGCCGUGGUGCAAUCUCCCCGCUGCGACGAACGAGCGCGUAUGGGCCAGUAACCCCAACUACCGCACGGAUUACAUCCCCGCCUCCCUAGCCUCAUGGGCAGCGCGACUGUUUCUGCGGGAUGUCGAGCUCAGCCCGUCCACGGAGCGCUACGUAGCGCCUGUCCGGCACCCGUUUGUCCUGCCGUGUCCUGUCCUUGUGGUUACUGGCGGGUGUGAAGUGCUCUUCGCGGAGAACGAGAAGCUCGUGCGGAAGUUUCGCAAGGUUGCGCAGAAUGGGUUCCGCGUGGAGUUCUUUAUUGAGGCGCAGGCGCCGCAUGACGUUCUCCUGAUGGGAGGGGUGCAGGGUUUCCGGGAAGAGGCGAAACGGUGUGCGAUGAAGGCUGGGGAUUUCGCGGCGCGGUUGCGGUCGAGGCCGACGGAUCAGUUGAAUGGGGAGAUAUGGGUAUAG
Molecule: messenger RNA, 1185 nt
Organism: Aspergillus thermomutatus
Lineage: Eukaryota; Fungi; Ascomycota; Eurotiomycetes; Eurotiales; Aspergillaceae
Exons: 1
Coding region: 1-1185 (394 amino acids)
Molecular function (GO): hydrolase activity
Source: RefSeq, a predicted model, not a curated record